GUAGAAAUUGAUACAAAUGAAGCGGAAUUCCUGCGGGGCUCGUGAUUUCAAAUAAUUCACAAUAGAUUAAUUUAUAAUAAAAUAAUGGGAAGUUAUUUGGAAUAUUUUAGUAAAAUAUUAUAAGAAAAUAAAAUAAAUUACGAAGUUAGAAGAAAUAAAAUAUUAAGUUUUUUUUUAUAAAAACAGAUCGCUAUUUAUGAACAGUGAACUCUUCAUACCGAUUUCAGCAGACACUCUUUAAAAAUUAAUAUAUGGCCUCUUUUGUUUGAUAUUAUACUGUAAUUAAAAUUAUCCCUUAUAUAUUAAUUCUAACUUCGAUUACAUAGUAAAAAAAUGUUAAACAGCAUCAAGCUUUAAAAACCCCUAAGAACAUAUCGCUAAUUUCCGCGGUGAUGGUAACACCACUUACCGUAUAUAAAAAUAUUUCAAUUGGCAACGUAGUCAUAAACGCGUUUGCCUUGAACGAAGAAGCAGCACCACCAGCAAUAGUAACAAAUAAGUAGACAAGAAUAUUUGUGAAAUUACUAAUUUGUCCAUCCGGAAAAUAUCAACAAGUGCAGUAAAGAUUAGCAUUAAAUUAAAUCAGUGCAAACAAAAUGUGUAGAAACGCUUUCGUUAUUGCUUUACUCAUAAUUGCUACCUGCCAAUUUUCAACGCUACAUGCGGGUCGCACGUCAGGACGCCGUGGUUAUUAUGGAGGCUAUCAACCAACGCCACCACCUGCUACAGAACUACCACAAACACCGAAAGAAUAUUUAGACAAAAACUCUAGUUAUUCUACUUUCGGUGUAAUCACAAUAAUAUUCUUCAUUAUUAUGGCUUGUUUAAUAUUCUACUAUGGUAUUCUAUGUUAUCCGUUUUUGUGUCGUGAGGAGAAAAAAUAUAGCUAUAUGGACGCAUCAUCGACCAUAACUUCAGCCACUUCGCAUUCAAUACAAUCCAUAGAGAACUUUCCAGUCGACCAAAAGCACUGAGACAACCUCAACGUAGUGGGAGGUCGUCGUGUGUGUACUAUGUAAGAAACGCUGUUGCGAAAGUGUUUCUAAGAAUUUUUAGGCAGCUUAAAAGACUAAAAAAAAUUUUCUACUUUUCUACUCUUUUAGCAUUUAUGAAUUUAAAUAUUUUUACAACAAAUUGUGGUUAAGGUUUGGUAACAAAAAACUAAUUUUAUUUAUGUAUAGAUACAUAUUAAAUGACUGUUUAAGUAAAAUUUCCAAGAAAGGAAUCUGUUAACAACAUUUACAAUAUGAUUAAACAGGGUAGUUUAAUCUGUUGAAUUUUUUUGUGGUACAUUAAUUACUGCCAGUUUGAAAAGUGCUUAAGUGCACGUACACAUUAGCGUGAUUCCUUUAAGUAUUUUUAAAAAUAUAAUAUUCUUGCCUUUUAACAUUGAUGUUAAUAACACAUUUAAACGCAUACGAAAAUAAGUAUUUAAACUCUUCAGGUUGUGCGAAACAAAAGCGCGUACUUAAAAACACUUUAACCUAACAAGUAAUAUAAAAAAUCGCUACACAAUCUUUCCCAAUAUUUUUAAGAUUAUCUUUCAAAGCGAACGUCCUCAAAUAAAAAGUUAACAAUAACCUGAAAACGGUUCUCGAAUCAUCACAAAACUCUGUGCUUACAAGAUCAAAUAUUUUCAGCAUCCUAUAUCGGCAUAGUGAAUAAUAUAUAUAAGUUUAUAUAAGUAGAUGUAAUAACAAGUAAAAAAUAUACUCUCUUCACACCCUUUUUGUUGUAAGUUCUUAGCCUAUAUAAGCAACAACACAUUUAACGGGCCAAAACUUAAAGCUCAAAUGACAUGCCAAUUUGUUUGACACUUUUUAUACAUUUGCAUUUUUACCAUAUACUUGAAAAUAUACAAAUCUUGAUAUAUACAAAAUCUAGCAUAGUUAUAGUCUAGCAUGUAGUUUGUUUAUAAAGACGUAUGCGAAUACGUAUUUUUAUAGCAUUUUUUACAUAAACAUUUUAUAUAAAUAAAUAUACAUUUUGUCAUACUAUCCAACUUUUAUAAUAAAAAUGUGUUUU
This is a messenger RNA of Bactrocera oleae (olive fruit fly), 2025 nucleotides long. RefSeq lists its product as uncharacterized. NCBI's taxonomy places the organism in Eukaryota, Metazoa, Arthropoda, Insecta, Diptera, Tephritidae. The record is from RefSeq and is a predicted model, not a curated record.